AUGGCCCCGUCUUGCCCCACUUUACGGCCCCGUUUAGGCCCCUCUGCGGCCUCGUCGCCACCUGCGGCCCCGCCGACACCUGCGGCCCCGCCGCCACCUACGCCCCCCUCGCUACCUGCGGCCCCGCCGCCACCUGCGGCCUCGUUGCCACCUGCGGCCCCGCCGCCCAGCGCUCGCACCGCCGAGCAGCCGAACCGCCGGCUAGCUGAGCCGCCUGACCGCCAAGCCGCCCUAGCAGCCGAGCCGCCCGACCGCCGAGCCGCCCAGCAGCCGAGUCGCCUAGCAGUCGAGCCGCCCAGCAGCCGAGCCGCCCGACCGCCGAGCCGCCCAGCACCGAGCAACCGAGCCGCCCGACCUCCGAGCUGCCGAGCAGCCGAGCCGCCCGACCGCCGAGCCGCCGAGCCGCCCGACCGCCCCACUUGCCUGGGCAGGGCAGUGGACUUUGAGGUCUGGGUAGAUGAUCUGCAGCUUUUCCUGCAGUGCGAUAGGGCAGACGGCCUCUCCCUGUUUGACCUCACUUCUGGUGCCUCCCUUGCCGCUGCUGCUGAUGCUGACGCCAAUAUUCGCUCACAGUGGGCCACGCGCGAUGCUGCUGCUCGCCUUGCUGUGCACCGCCACUUACCGACCACUGAGCGUGCACACUUUAGCCAGUUCAAGAGUGCCCAUACCUUGUACGACGCUGUAGUUGCACGCUACUCUUCCCCUGCCACUGCUGCACUGAGCCGCCUCAUGCUACCGUACCUCUUCCCUGACCUUGCUGCCUUUCCCACAGUCGCUGACCUCAUUACGCACCUCCGCACUAGUGACACUCACUACCGCGUUGCGCUUCCUGCUGAGUUCUGCGCCAAGACCCCCCCCCCCCCCCCCCCAUGUACCAUCACCCUCUACUACAUAGUCACCCGGCUCCCUGACUCUCUCCGCGUAGUCAGGGACCACUUCCUCUCAGUUUGCCCCACCACUCUCACCGUUGACCUCCUCGAGAAGGCCCUCCUAGCGAUAGUGAAGAGCAUAGUCGCUGCAGGAGCCUCUCGUGGUGACCCUCGCACCCUCGUCUUUGAGGGGUGUUCUCCCUCCCCCCUCUUGCCCUCUGUUGCCUCUGCUGCUGCGGCCGACCUCGUUGGUUUCGAGUCGGUUGGCGCUGCGUCUGCCCCGAGCGGGAGACGCCGCACCGGUAAGGGCAAGGGGGGCAAGGGCGCUGGAGGGGCUGGAGGGGGCGGUGGAUGUGGUAGUGGAGGCAGUGAAGGGAGUGGGGGUGGUGGUGGGAGUGGUGCCGGGGGUGGCGGCGGCGGCGGCAGCAGUGAAGCGGCGGAGGCGGUGGAGGUGGCGGAGGGAGCGGAGGCGGCGGAGGUAGUGGAGGAGGCAGAGGUGGAGGAGGCGGCGGAGGCGGCGGCGGCGGCGGAGGCGGCGGUGGUGGAGCGAGUCGCGACUCUGCGCCGAGGAGUGGCGCCGGUGGUGGUCAGCACCAGCAGCAGCAGCGGAGUGGUGUGA
This is a messenger RNA of Closterium sp. NIES-65, 1488 nucleotides long. The record is from the annotation of a GenBank genome assembly. Lineage: Eukaryota; Viridiplantae; Streptophyta; Zygnematophyceae; Desmidiales; Closteriaceae.